This is a messenger RNA of Cooperia oncophora, 537 nucleotides long. The record is from the annotation of a GenBank genome assembly. NCBI's taxonomy places the organism in Eukaryota, Metazoa, Nematoda, Chromadorea, Rhabditida, Trichostrongylidae.
AUGGCAAGGGAAAUAUCUUCAUUGAGUAGGUUAUGUCGCACAGCCGCUCUGCAGUAUCUGGAUGCAGUGAUCAUCCAAGAAAUGUCGCGGAAUCACUCAGUCAUGAGGGAGAUCUUGGAGAACGAAAUAAUACCAAAAUUAGCCGCUGGGGAAGACAUUGCAUAUCAUGCGCUCAGCUACGGAUGGCUGCUGGAUCAAAGUAAGAGAAGCACCGAGGGAUUGGGCCAUUUCAGAGAAGAAAUCUCAGAGCCUAGUGGAGUCGAUUUCCACAUAGAUCCAAACCAUUCCGAGGAGUAUCGAGUUGCUCGGAUCACUCUACCGACAAUCGCUCAAAUGAUUGCAGAAACUUGGCAUAACCCUAUAAACAGCCUGUGGUCAAAGGCGAUGCAAAGUACGCCUUGGUUUGACGUUACAGACAAAUGCACCGUAAAUAGCCCUGAACUGCACGCGAUGGACCAAGCGGCUGCAACUGGAAUCGGAAAGGCCCGAUCACUGGCUUCCUUCAGUUUGGUCAGUCUGGUCAGUUUCGUUCAAUAG